Molecule: messenger RNA, 1737 nt
Organism: Engraulis encrasicolus (European anchovy)
Lineage: Eukaryota; Metazoa; Chordata; Actinopteri; Clupeiformes; Engraulidae
Gene: kcnk10a
Product: potassium channel, subfamily K, member 10a
Exons: 8
Coding region: 1-1737 (578 amino acids)
Biological process (GO): potassium ion transmembrane transport; stabilization of membrane potential
Cellular component (GO): plasma membrane
Molecular function (GO): outward rectifier potassium channel activity; potassium ion leak channel activity
Source: RefSeq, a predicted model, not a curated record
AUGAAAUUUCCGACGGAGAAUCCGAGAAAACCAGGGAACUACAACCCUCCACCAGUGCCGGUGCACACAAACCUGGUGCCGCCCAAGAAGGUGCAGCCGGGCAUGUUGCAGUCCAGCCUGGUGCAGGCCAGCGUGGCCACCAUGCAGAACCCCAUGGGCUGCUCGGUGCCGCGGCUCUCGGUGUCGCGGCCGUCCAGCAUGGUGGCCAGCAUGGAGGCGGUGGCCGACGGCGGCGGCACCAUCACCUUCACGGUGAUGAAGUGGAAGACGGCGCUGGCCGUGUUCGUGGUGGUGGUGCUGUACCUGGUGGUGGGCGGCUUGGUGUUCCAGGCGCUGGAGCAGCCCUUCGAGAGCGACCAGAAGGACACCAUCACCAUGGAGAAGGCGGCGUUCCUGCAGAGGCACCCCUGCGUCACGCCCGCCGAGCUGGAGGCGCUCAUCAAGCACUCCAUAGAUGCUGCUAACAGUGGUGUCAGCCCGAUCGGCGAGACCUCCUACAACUACAGCCACUGGGAUUUGGGCAGCGCCUUCUUCUUUGCCGGAACAGUAAUUACAACUAUAGGCUAUGGCAACAUCGCCCCCAGCACCGAGGGCGGCAAGAUCUUCUGUAUCCUCUAUGCAAUAUUCGGCAUCCCCCUCUUCGGAUUCCUGCUCGCCGGGGUCGGGGAUCAGCUCGGGACUAUUUUUGUGAAGAGCAUCGCCAAAGUGGAGAAAAAGUGGAGACGGAGGGACAACCAAAUAAGCCAGACUAAGAUCCGGGUGGCCUCCACCCUGCUCUUCAUCCUGGCGGGCUGCGUCCUCUUCGUCACCAUCCCGACCGUCAUCUUCAAGCACAUCGAGGGCUGGACCACGCUUGAGGCCAUCUACUUCGUCGUCAUCACCUUGACAACCGUCGGCAUUGGAGACUAUGUGGCAGGAGGUGACCGGAAGAUUGAGUAUCGUAAGUGGUACAAGCCCAUGGUGUGGUUUUGGAUCCUGGUGGGGCUGGCGUAUUUCGCUGCUGUUCUGAGCAUGAUAGGCGACUGGCUGAGAGUCCUGUCCAAGAAGACUAAGGAAGAGGUGGGUGAGAUCAAGGCGCACGCGGCGGAGUGGAAGGCCAACGUGCGCGCCGAGCUGCGGGAGACGCGACGCCGGAUGAGCGUGGAGGUGCACGACAAGCUGCAGCGCGCCGCCACCAUCCGCAGCAUGGAGCGUCGGCAACUGGGCCUGGACCAGCGGACCCAGUCGCUGGACGUGCUGCCGGCCGAGCGACGCGCCGUCUUCAACAGCCUGGACGCCAACAACUUCAAGACCUCGUCGCAGGAGAGCAUCGACAUCAAGCUCAACAACUUGCGGCUGCGCGCGGAGCUGGGAGACAACCGGCCCGACCAGGCCUGUUCCGAGGACAACAUCUUCAACCGCCUGAGCUCUGUGACCAGGUUAGGGAGGCGGAGCCGCAACCGGGAGCUGAAAAAGAACAUCCCUCCCGAGGUGCGGCACUCCUUGGAAACCUACAGCUGCAGCAGCCCUUCAGCCAGUGAGGGAAAGAAGGAGGAUGAGGAAGAGGAGGAAGGAGGAGGGGGAGGAGUAGGAGGAGGAGGCGGAGAGGCCGACAAGGAGUGCAACACAAGCCUGACCAACGUGGACGUCUUCGCCGAGAGCCCUAAACCCCAGAAUGGCUUCGUCAUGCUGCAGACCAAAGAGAAGGAGAGCGAGAAGGAGGCUGAGAAGGAGGUGCACUUGCAGAUGGACCCCUGA